Molecule: messenger RNA, 1832 nt
Organism: Polistes dominula (European paper wasp)
Lineage: Eukaryota; Metazoa; Arthropoda; Insecta; Hymenoptera; Vespidae
Biological process (GO): embryonic morphogenesis; regulation of transcription by RNA polymerase II
Cellular component (GO): nucleus
Molecular function (GO): DNA-binding transcription factor activity, RNA polymerase II-specific; RNA polymerase II transcription regulatory region sequence-specific DNA binding
Source: RefSeq, a predicted model, not a curated record
UCUACACGGAGAGCUCGACUCGUUCGGCGGCUGUUCGCUAGGUCAGCUGGUAGUGAUCUCAUCAUCGAUCCUUGUAGACAGCUGUCAAAACGAGUGACAACGUAAUAUAAUUAUUACCUGACGAUAUCAUCAUUCACAUUUAUUUAUCUGUCUUAGCUGGUUUUUAAUUCGAUCAGUCUUAUAUAAACAGGGAUUAGCUUUAGUGUGAUUUCUCAAGGUGAUAUAUAUGCAAUAUACAUAGACAUAUAUACAUAUAUAGAUCGUAAAGACUGUUUGAUCGAUUCGAUCGUUUUUAAUACAAAUCAAGGUUCAUUGAAGACUCAAAAAAAAACCAAAGAAAAGACGAGGAAGUUUACGAUAACUCGUGAUGAGUUAUCGCAAAGUCUGAAGGUUCAAUAAGUUAAACGCGAUCAAGUGAAAUCAGAGUUUAAGAAUGACAGUACUAAGGAUGACCUCGCCGGUGACGCCUCCAUCGACCAGUCCAGGAUCGGCCGACGAGGCACAAGCACCGCAACCUAGUGCCAGACCAGCUCAUCGAUUGAGUUUUUCCGUGGCCGCAUUAUUAGCGGACACUAUAAAAUCACCGGAAUCAUCCAGGAGGCAAGACCCUUUAAAGAUUAAUUUGGAAUCAUCACCGAUCUCAUCUUAUUCAUCGGUAGAUCAAGAUCUCCUGACGACGGUAACUUCAAAUAACACAUCUUCGAAAUAUCCUAGUGAUCUACGAACGAACAGAUACAAUCUAACAGCGUCACCUAAUUCAGAUGCUAAAACACCACCUUAUACAUGUAAUUCGCCACGAAUUACAUCAGAAAUAAGAACACCACCUUCGAGAUACACAGAAAUAGAAUUAGGCUUAGAAUCACCUACGGAAAGAUGCACGUCUUAUGGGACAAUUGAUUAUAGGAUCAGAACCAACAGCGAUUCUGCUACUUCUUCGGAUACCGUGUUACUCAAAUGUUCAGUACCAUCUCCUAAAACAACGAACAAUUCUCAAAGAGAUUAUGGUUCUCAGUCACCAAGAAGUAGUUCUCAAGAGGAAGGAAGAUCCAGGUGUUCCGAGAUCGAAGAUAUCGAUGAUGACGAUGAAAAUAGUCUCGUAGAUGUUGAAGAUCUUCAACAACAUCCAUCCAGUCCUACACCAGUUAGACCUACUCCUGCUUACGUAGCUGGUUUCUCAACGUUAGGAAGCAUUCCUGGUAUUCCACCUGGUCUUCAUCCUACCGUUUGGGGCUCUGGUCAUCAUGCUGUUGCUGCUGCUGCUGCUGCCGCUGCUGCUACGGCAUCAUUUUUCCCUUCUCAUUUCGGUCAUCAUGCUCCUUUAAACGAAAAUGGAGAACCCGCAAAGAUCAAAUGCAACCUCAGGAAACACAAGCCCAACCGGAAACCGAGGACACCGUUCACGACGCAACAGUUGCUAGCCCUGGAGAAAAAGUUUCGUGAGAGGCAGUAUCUCAGUGUUGCCGAACGAGCCGAGUUCUCGUCUUCGUUGCAUCUAACAGAAACUCAGGUGAAAAUCUGGUUUCAAAAUAGACGAGCAAAAGCGAAACGUUUGCAAGAAGCGGAACUCGAGAAGUUGCGAAUGACUGCUGUGAGACAACAUCACACGGCUCUUUAUGGUUCGCAUCCGGGACUUCUACCUGCCGGACUCUAUCCCAUGGGAAUGCUAUCUCAUCCUGGGCUGACGCCUCAUCAUCCGAUAUCUCAACAUCCUUCGAGAGAAUGAAACUAACGUCCUAGAAUCUAUGAUUCCAAACUUGUCCUUCUUAUCUAACAAGAGGAAUGACAUUAAACGGGUAUUCUGUGUACCCUUUGGAUUUUCCUUCGAAAGAACA